AUGACCUCCUCUCAGCAAUUCACGCGCCAGACGGUCAAGGUCCCAAGUGCUGAGGCCGAUGUUAACCUGGAGGUUUGGCUAUACCUACCAGCGCAACACGGCGACGGUCCGUUUCCCGUGGUAGUCGCAGGCCAUGGAUUGUCUCUCGUCAAGGAGGCAGGAUUUGCCGCAUUUGGGGAGUCCUGGGCCUCUGCAGGCUGGGCCUCGCUCGUGCUUGAUUGUCGCGGCUUCGGUGGGUCGGGAGGCCAGCGAAAUUUCUGCUGUAUCGCGCGGCAAGUAGAAGACUACCGCAGCGUGAUUGCUUGGGCGAAGACAGGGGAGAUGCAGUCUCUCUUCCAGAAAGACAGGAUUGUCGUCAUGGGCAGUGCGAUGAGCGGGCUUUGCGUCGCAGAGUUGGCAUUGAAUGCACUGGAAGAAGGAAUUGCGGGGGCUAUGGCGCAUUGCCCGAUCCUUGAUGGAUACGGGACCGCAAUGGCUCUCCCGCCGAACUUCAAGUUGCUGUUCAUGGUAUUCUUAGACUACAUUGGAGGGAAGCUAGGUUUCUCGCCACUCUAUGUCAACGUCGUCGCGAAGCCAGGUGAGCCGGCGAUCUGCAACACUCCCUCCUGCCUUCCAGGAUUCGUCUCGAUGUACGAGCAGAGCGACACGCCCUUCUCCGAGAGAGCAAACAUCGUACCGGGGCGCUUGAUGGUUGAGAUCAUGUCGAGUCGCCUGGACUUGAGCGGGAUCAAGUGCCCGAUGCUGGUGGUCAUGCCGGAGAAUGAUGACCUGAUUGCUCCAAGCGUUAGCAGAGAGGCAAUUGCAAAGGCUCGUGGAAAGAUACAAUCAGUUGUGGUUCCUGGAGGUCACUUCGACGUCAUGAAGGGAGGAGUGGGAUUCGAAGGAAAUAUCAAGGCGCAACUUGAAUUUUUACGGUCCUUGGUUUUAUAA
Sparassis crispa is the source of this 930-nucleotide messenger RNA. Its product is annotated as alpha/beta-hydrolase. Bases 1 to 930 code for a protein of 309 amino acids. The transcript has 6 exons. NCBI's taxonomy places the organism in Eukaryota, Fungi, Basidiomycota, Agaricomycetes, Polyporales, Sparassidaceae. The record is from RefSeq and is a predicted model, not a curated record.